AUGGGCGAGAAAGCCAUGGCGAAAGCGGCCGAGGAGGAUUGGCACGUGGGGGAGUCGGUGGUGGCGCUCAUUGAGUCCCGUGCACGCGAGAUUGGCCUCGCUGCCGUCCACCGACGGUCAAUGCAAUUCGAGAUCACCCAGUUCUCAGACACCGCUUCCUACAACCGGGUCGUCUCGCAUUGCCUUUUCCAGGACCCCGCACGAGUGCUGGUGAGCCGCAGUGCGCGCGGCACCCAACUCCUUCUACUUCUGGAGCAGGCCUUCCCGGAGAGGCUUCUGUGCCUCGAGCGCCGGCACUUCGACGAGGCCCGGGGCCAGGCUUUGCUCCAGGAGACCUGUGUCUCUGGCUUGCAGGCUCCUGACCUCGAGGAGAAGUUCGUGGCGUCAGCGGCCUUCGCGGCACUCUGGCACUUUCUCGAAGCCUCGAACAUGCAUCUUCAGAUCCCGGCCGUUCUGGUGCGCUUCCGCGUCGCCAGCCACUCAAUGGUCAUCGACGGCUCCACGGCGCGGCUGCUGGAGCUGGUGCGCGGCGCCUCGGAGCCGGCAAAGUCGCUGCUGGGCCUCUUCGCCUGCCGCACCGCCGGCGGGCAGCACUUACUUCGGCAGUCUUUGCUUCAGCCCUCUGUGCAGUUGCCGGAGAUUCAGGCCAGGCAGCAGGCGGUGGAGGCCUUGCUUCGAGACGAGCCGCUGUUCUUUCAGCUCCAGCAGCUGCUGCCGGCACUGGGAGACCUGGAUGUGCUCCUGGCCCGACUGAGCGAGCCGAGCCUUGGGAGCCUUGGGAGCCUUGGCUCCGGCUCCGACGGCUGCAAGGUUGCCGCGCGCACUGCGCUCCGCCUGCGCAAUGUCCUGGCUGCCCUGCCGCUCCUCGCCGACGCGCUCGAAGCGGCGCCGAAGGAAGGGCUCUUGGAAGAGCUACGGACGCUGCUGGGCCACCGGCGGUUCUCGGAGCUCUGCAAGGAGCUUGACCGCGUCCUGGACUCCGAAGGGUUCUCGCAACGCUCCCAACGGGGCUCCAUGGCGCACUGCGCCUUGAUGUAUGCUGUGAAGAGCAAUGUGAGCGCCUUGUUGGAUGUGGCGAGGCAGACGUGGAGUGAGUCCAUGGCCAAGAUCCAAAGCACUUUUCGAGUUCUCGCUGCCAAGUACCCGGAUCUUCGGCUGCGCCUGGAAUUCGCAGAGAAGCGAGGCUGGUUCUUGUCACAUGAAGCCAUGGGGAUCCCGGAAGCCUUCCUUCACACGAGCCUGAAGAAGAACUCCAAGGGACAGCGCUCGCAACGAGCCGAGUCCACGACCAAGGACCUCAACCAGGAGAACUUCAAGCUCCGCCAGGCAGAGGCCGAGAUCCUGAAGCGCACGGCGGAAGCGCUCGGCGGCCUGCUGCACGAGCUGCGGAGCGAGGCCACGCUGCUGCACCGUGCCUCACAAGCAGCAGCAGUCCUGGACCUGAUUGCAGCCUUCGCCGGCUACGCUCUCUCGGCCAGUUGUGUUCGGCGGGGCACGCAGUUGCAAGGCAGUAGGUAA
Molecule: messenger RNA, 1518 nt
Organism: Symbiodinium natans
Lineage: Eukaryota; Dinophyceae; Suessiales; Symbiodiniaceae
Source: the annotation of a GenBank genome assembly